CUGAAUUUCCCAGGCUCAAAGGCUCUGGCCGGAGAGACGGUUGCUCAUUCUUACCGCCACCGGUAGAGUGGCGCUAUCGUCUUGGGUGGGAGGAGCCAAUCGUUUUGAGGGGGAGAAGAAGAACUGUCGGACCUUCAGUCGGCCGUCAGCCCCAGCCAAGGACAUACGUCGUGUGUCGAGUUUAAUCCAAUCAACUGAAGAAGCAGUAGAAAGAAAAAGGCAACCAGGGACAUAACAACAAUUUUUCUUAUUCUAAUCUGCUGGACGAUCGUUCGAUUGUGCCAGGGGAUUUUUCCGCGGAUUUGCAAGUGUUGCGUGAGUGAGUGAGUGAACGAGUCGAAAGUAUGACUACCUGAGUGUAAUAGUUUCAGUUUGGACACGGAUUUGUUUUUCUCUGUUUGUCCACACACGCGGGCUUCUUCCAUUUUCAACUUAUUUUGGGCUGUGUCUCUUUUAGUCGUUGAGCCGUUUGGUUUGAGCGGCUCAUCAUCAGUGUUGUCGAUUGUGAAACAACAACAACAACUUGUCAGUUGUGUGUGUCUGUCGUGUGUGUGUCUGUGUGUUGCGUGUGCCGAGUGAAACAGGUAGUGUCUGUGUGUGUCUCAGCCCAAAAGUGCAGUUUAUACCAACUAGUUGGCCAUUUUCACCACUUGUGAUUGUAACAAAUUUUACUGGAGAUUGGAAUCGGCGUUCACCUGGGCUCUAGUUCAUACAUGACGCAACGGAGGAUUUGGCACUAGACUUGGGCAGGUGAUAUGCAUCGGACUGAUGUUUUUGCUGGCAACAAUCGUUCAACCGCCGCCAUCGAUAGGUCGAAAAUGUCGCAUGCACCAUCAUCAUCAUCCUGCCGACUCACGCCCGCCGGAUUACUUAACCGUCUCGUCGUUUUGCUCCUCCUCCUCCAUCAAAUCCCGUCAUCUGUCGCCAACGGCGUGAUGCGAUCACCGCGCAUCACCGAACACCCGACGGACAUGACGGUGGCGCGCAACGAUCCCGUGACGCUCAAGUGCUCGGCCGACGGCAGUCCGGCGCCGACCAUCGAAUGGUACCGCGACGGCGAGCUCAUCAUCAGCUCCAACGGGCAGCAGCAGCACAGCAAAAGCGGAGGUGGAGGUGGAGGCAAUAGCCACCGGGUGAUGCUGCCGGGCGGCGAUCUCUUUUUCUUCCGUGUCGUUCACGGACGCAAGGAAAGCGACGCCGGCCUCUACUGGUGUUUGGCUCGCAACCCGCAAGGCUCGUCCCGAUCACGCAACGCCACUCUCACCGUCGCAUAUUUGCAUCCGGAAUUCCGGACUGUUCCUUUGGCGACGCGCGGGAUUAUUGGCGAGCCGGCGACGUUGGAGUGCGAGCCGCCUCGCGGACAUCCCGAGCCGCAGGUGCGCUGGAAAAAGAACGGCCAGCCGCUGGACAACCUCGCAGUUGGACUACCUCAGCGCGAUCAUUCUUCCAGAAUCCGGAUGGACGAAAAUGGAAACCUGAUCUUUGCCAAACUCAUGUCGUCGGACGAGGGCCGUUACCAGUGCUCGGCUCAGAACGUUGUGGCCACCAGAGAAACGGCCGCCGUUCUCCUUUCGGUUCACGUUCGGCCGGUCAUAGUUCGCCCGCCUCAAGAUACGACGGCCCUGCUGGGCGGUGAAGUGAGUCUCGAGUGCGGCGUCACGGGCGAUCCGCCGCCGCACGUCGAGUGGCGUCGACAGGACGGCGCCAAAAUUCCCCUCAACCGGAUCCGGCCGGCCUCCAACGAUCAAACGCGAACCAGUUUGAGGCUGGAGCGACUGGUGGCCUCCGACGCCGGCCGUUACGUUUGCGAGGUCGAGAAUUCGGUCGGCUCCAGCUCAGCCUCGGCCCAGCUGGCCAUCUUAAUUCCGCCCACGUGGAACAGCAGCGCCGGAAUCAGCAGCAGCGGGCAGGCCUUUUUGCCGCGGGAGGUGCGCGGAUUCCUGGAGCAGAGCGUCUUUUUAGAUUGCCCAGUUCACGGCUCGCCGGCCCCGCUGGUCUUUUGGCAGCGGGAAGGACAAGGCCGCGAUGGCGCUGGCUCGAACGUGGAGCUCCUGACAUCCGACUCUUCCGGCCCCAGCGCCAGGUGGAACGUGUUCCGCAACGGAACGCUGGUCAUCAACCGACUCCGGCGAGAGGAUGCCGGCGGCCUGUGGUGCGGAGCCGUCAGCGAGGCCGGUGGACUGGUGGCCCGGACUCGGCUGGAGAUUGUCACCGUCUCGGCUCCGCCACCGCCCGUCAUCGAAGUCGGCCCGGCCAAUCAGACCCUACCGCUGGGCUCGCCUGCCUCGCUGGCCUGCAGCACCACCGAGCCCAGCAGCCAAAAUCUGCCGCUGCGGUGGUGGAAGGACGGCGCCCCGCUGGCCCUGUCCGUCCGCAUGACCCAAUCUGGCGAGACGGGCAUGCUGCGCAUUGAAGAUCUACAGCCUUCCGACGCCGGAAUUUACACCUGCUGGAUCGGAUCCGGAGAUCAGUCGGCGGCCUGGACGGCCUCCCUGACUGUGGCCAGCCAGAGCAACUCGAACGUCGCCUUCUCGCGCAGCCCCAGCGAUCCAAUGGCUCUGCCCGGCUCUCCGUCCCAGCCACGGCUCCUUCACAAGACGGCCAAUUCGUUGACGGUCGGCUGGCAGAGCGGAUCGAGAAUGGGCGCCUCGCCUCUGCUGGGCUACACGGUCGAAAUCUUCAGCAGCGGUGACCCCGAUUCGAAUCAAGAAAACAGCUGGACGUGGGCUGGACCGACGAUACCGAACCAACGGAGCUGGCGGAUCAUCACCCGUCGUCUCAAAGCGGAUCAGCUGGUCUUGACCGACUUGCAACCCACCACGUCCUACGCGGUGCUCGUUAGAGCCGAGAACUCGCACGGCCUGUCCCUGCCCAGUCCGGUGUCUCCCUGGUUCACGACUCUGCCGUCGGGUGGAUCCGUCGGCAGCGGCAGCAGUGGUGGCGGCAUCCAGGAAUUGGAGGAAGGUCGACAGCGGCUCUCUUCUUCUCUGGCGUGGCUCCGGCUGGAGCCCGUCCGUCCGCUCAACGCCACAACGGUCCGGUUGAGUUGGCGCUGGUUAGAUGGCGCCGAUGGCAGCGAACCCACCGAGUCGGCCUUCGAGGGACUUCACAUUUGGUACCGGCCCAUCCGCAGCUCCCGCUCCGGCUCAGAGGAGGAUCAAAUCCAUCAAGAAAGAUCCUCAUCCUCGACGUUGGCUUCCUUCCGAGUGGUCACAGUGUCCCAGCCGGCCGUGUCCAGCUCAACUUACACGCUGGCCAAUUUGCUGCCCUCGACGCGCUAUCUCUUCUUCUUGGUCCCGUUCUAUCGGAAUAUCGAUGGCCGCCCGUCCAACAGUCAAACGCUGACGACCUUGGAAGCCGCUCCUGAAGGACCUCCGCGGGAUCUGAUUGUGCGCCAAUUAAAUUCCAGCAGCUGUUUGGUGAAAUGGAGUGAGCCGUCGCAUAACCAACGUAACGGAAUCAUCACCGGAUAUCAAAUUUACGUGUUUAUGGACGAUUCGGAAACAUUGUUAGCCAACAUGACGUUGCCGCCGACUCCGACUUCCGUCAUUAUCGGCAAUCUCGUGGCCGGAUCGUCCUACUCGAUCCGGGCAGCAGCAUGGACUCUGGCGGGAGUUGGCCCGGCUUCUGAGCCCGCCUCUUUCAGCAUGGAGGUGUUGAGCUUCCAGCAACAUCCACAGGUCCCGGCCCUUCAUGAUGAUUUGGACUCCGACCUGGACGAUCCGUUCACUCGUUUUGACAGCGACAAUCGUCCGCCCAGCGGCGAAGUCACCACGCAGAUGGUCAAGGAGACGUGGUUCAUUCUUGCCAUCGGCGGAGUUCUUUUGGCCACGCUGUGUCUUCUGGUGGCCGCCCUGAUUGUCCGUCGCCGAUGGGUCCGCAACAAGGCCAUGUCCUCUGUGCAGAAAGUAGAGCUAGGCAGCGGAACGGACGGCAAUUUACUCCACAGCGUCUGCAGUGGCAGCGGCGGCGCCAGAGAUUUGCUCUGGUCACGCGGAUGGCAUUCCGGCAGCACUGGCAACCACCACCACCAUCCGUCGCGAACGGGGACGGUUUCGGCUUCGCAGAAAGAGGAGGAACUGGAAGCCCAGGCCUCGCUACUACCCCAACAGCCGCAGCAGUACGGCAGCAGCGGAAUCGCUCCGCCGGAAUACGCCGAGCUGCUCAACCAGCACGGCUCCCAGCAGCAGCAGCACCAGUCGGAUCAGAGCCAACUGAGUCUCAGCUCGUUCCUGCCGCGUCGCAACAACACCAACAACAUGAUGCUGAUGCAGGCCCAGAUGCAGGCGCCUCCGUCCGCCUACGCCACCACAACUUUGGUCAAUCCGUCGAUGCGAGGGCAGCAGCAGAUCCACGGCCCUUAUUCCAGCAAGUCGUCGGGCGACUCGAGCAGUGGCAGCUACGUGGUCGAGCAUCAAGAUCGAAUGGGCUGCGGGAGCAACAGCCGCAACAGCAACAACAACAGUCACCACAGUCGGAAGAACAGCAGCGGAUUCUUGUCUAAUGGCAAUGGAAACGGCCAUCUGCAACAGCAGCAGAGAAUUCCCAACUGGGCAGAACUUUUGCCUCCGCCACCGAGACAUCCGCCGCCACCUAGUCCAGCACCUAAUUGCGAUCGAUCCACUUCCGCUUCGAAAGACGGAUCGCUUCCGCUGCCAAAUUCCGUCAAACCGUCGCUGAAAUUCAGUUCGGCCAAUCCCAGUCCGGCCUUGUCGAAGCGUAGUGCUCCUGCAGGAUCGACUGGCAUCUCCAGCACGUUCAAACCUCCAUCGCCUCAGUACAAUGUCAGUCUUGGAGGAGAAGAGACGGUGCCGAAUGGCAACCGGAAUGCAAUCCGAACUGGGCGGACGAAAGCCAUAAGGUCGACACCGUCCCAGAGAUCCGGCACCUCCGGAUCGCACACGGAACUCGAUCAACCGGCUCUCAAGGGAUACUCGGAUUCGGGAUCAGAGCGAAGUUUCCCGCCGGGCAGCUGCUACACGACGGCGCCCAUGAAUUACCAAUCGAAUCCCCUGGACAACAUCACAACCCACUGGGACGACGACGUCGACGACUACAGCCGCAGCAUUAGCGGCGGCCACGGAGUCGAUUACAGCCAUGGCGACGACGACGACAGCCAUUCAGACGGCGACGACUUGGCCUCUUCCGUCUACGACAACAGUCCCGUCGUCUAUCGGCCACCGUGCGGGAAACCACCGGCCCAGGCCAACGCUCCUAUGCCUCGUCGGAAACAAUUAAUGACUUUGACUUGAUGCGAUCCUGGGACCCUGCCAAUCUCUCCAUCCUGUCUAACUAGUCACUACUGCGAAUCAUGCUACAACACAGUACUAUAAUAUAAUAUGAAAAAAAAAAACCACACAAUCGUCGCCUCCUACCGGAUGGUCGUGGAAGUAAUUUUUUAAACUUUUACUUGAUAUUAUAAUUGUAUGAAUUUAUUGCCACCCUCCACUCUUUAUAUAAAAUCUUUUAAUUCUUGAUGCAGAUAAAAAUACCGUGCUCUAUUAAUUCUAUUUGGCGGAAUAAAACAACAAAAAAAAAUAAAUGAAUUCCGCUAAUCUGUGAUACCGCCAUCAAUUCAAUUUUGCCCCAUUUUUGUGUGUCAGUUCGAUCCUCUUUUAAUUGCGCUGCUCUCUGGUCGCGUUUCAAUUUCCUUUUCUUGCAAGCUCAUUUUUUGACCACUUUUGAACAGCAGGGCGUUGUAUCUUAUUGUUGUCUCUCCGCUUUCGUUAUAUUCAUGUGAUCCAUUCGCACUUUUUGAUAACAAAGCAAAUCGACGAAGAGACGGAAAAAAAACUAAGGUACUUCUACACUUGGCAACACAGCACAUAUCUCACCUCCCUUUUUGAAUUCGUGUGUAUUGGUUUGUUUUUAGGGAAGACCUCCCCCCAUCGCCAUCUCGCCCACUGAAUGUUUGUGUCAAAACUAAAUGUACAUUUUCAUUUCGAUGCUCGUUAACCGUGUAUAAUAAUAAUAAUAAUCUCUCGUGUUCACUUUUCGUUCGAAUCCUGCGUCAAGUAUUUUUGUGUGUGGUCGCCAUUCUGGUUGCGGAUUUUAUACGUUGAAUGUUGUAAAACUUGUAACAUUUUUCAUCAUCAAACUACAGCUGAAUGUAGGAUAUAUAUAUAUAUGUGUAUACAUUUUAUACCUGUAAUAUUUUCUUCUCCGUUUGAAUUCGGUUUCAGUCUCGCCUAUUUUUGAAGCCGAUGAAGAAGGUGACAAAUCUAUGCCCCUCAAUCUAUUGAUAAUCCUAUUAUACCGUCUUCACGUGUCGUCAAUGUCGAUUACAUUGAAACUAUGCCAGCGAUGGCUCGAAA
Daphnia pulex (common water flea) is the source of this 6314-nucleotide messenger RNA. RefSeq names its product protein sax-3-like. Lineage: Eukaryota; Metazoa; Arthropoda; Branchiopoda; Diplostraca; Daphniidae. Gene Ontology annotation, molecular function: protein binding. Bases 756 to 5252 code for a protein of 1498 amino acids. The record is from RefSeq and is a predicted model, not a curated record. Gene Ontology annotation, biological process: cell-cell adhesion. The transcript is spliced from 10 exons.